Messenger RNA from Mycena indigotica, 789 nucleotides. Its product is annotated as DEAD-box protein abstrakt. The record is from RefSeq and is a predicted model, not a curated record. Gene Ontology annotation, biological process: regulation of gene expression. Gene Ontology annotation, molecular function: chromatin binding. Bases 1 to 789 code for a protein of 262 amino acids. Gene Ontology annotation, cellular component: nucleus. Lineage: Eukaryota; Fungi; Basidiomycota; Agaricomycetes; Agaricales; Mycenaceae. The transcript has a single exon.
AUGUCCUUCACCCAUCCUUCUCGUGCGUCGCUGGUGCCGGGGCCACGACGCGCGAGCCCACGAUACGACGACGAGCCGCGAUCAGCUCCUCGACCAAGCUAUGAUUCAAUGGAAAGUCGGAGAAAACAACGAGACACAAUAGUCGUCAAUAUAUGGCCAACUUCGCCGAAGAGUCCUGGGCGAGAUGCGCGCGCACACAAAAAGAAGUCUAAACGCAGCCGCUCGGAGUCGAGCGAUUCGUCUGCCCGAGAAUCGAGGAAACGAGAGCGUAAACGAAGAUCUGGGAAGGAGGAUUUGGACGAUGAAUGGGUAGUCAAGGAAUCCGUAGCUGGUGUGUCGCCAAUUCCUUUGCCUGUCCUGGCGACCACCACUUCGGAUGGCGAAUCAGACUCAGACGACUGGCUUGGGCCCCAACCGCUGCCAAAGCAAGCCACCGGCUUCAGACGUAUCGACGACCGCGAAUAUGGUGGCUCUUUGCUCCGUGGUGAAGGUAGUGCAAUGGCUGCCUUCCUUCAAGAUGGGACGGAAUCACGAAUACCAAGACGAGGGGAGAUUGGACUAACAUCGGAUGAAAUUGCGCAGUUUGAGAAUGUGGGCUAUGUCAUGAGUGGCAGUCGUCAUCGUCGGAUGAAUGCCGUCCGCAUACGCAAGGAAAACCAAGUCAUUAGUGCCGAGGAAAAGCGCGGCAUUCUCAAGUUGCAGAAGGAAGAGAGGGAACGACGGGAAGCUAUUCUCCGCGAAGAAUUCAGCGAACUGGUGACAGAACGGCUGAAAUCUAGUACAACUUGA